This is a messenger RNA of Microthlaspi erraticum, 459 nucleotides long. NCBI's taxonomy places the organism in Eukaryota, Viridiplantae, Streptophyta, Magnoliopsida, Brassicales, Brassicaceae. The record is from the annotation of a GenBank genome assembly.
AUGGCAAGGCGCUUCUCCUAUGCAGAAAAAGGCAAAGGGAUUGAGCUUGCACGAAGCCCACCGAUUCGAAAACGCAUUCAAGCCCCACCAGUAGAUACUGCCGACCUGAUACGAGAAAACUCUCUCAUCCUCAUAGGCCGCCUAACAAACCCAAAGGAGCAAAAUCUAUGGUCUAUGAUCCCAUUCAUAUCAAAGAAAUGGGAACUAAGAGGUAGAGCUAUGGGAUCUGACCUCGGCAACAACUGCUUCCAGUUCAAAUUCGACCUCGAGGAGGACAUGAGGAAAGUUCUCACCAACAGACCCUACCGGUAUGCGAGAUGGAUGCUUAUCAUUCAACGAUGGGAACCGAUUAUCUCCCCUACCUCCCUCUCAGAUCCCCUUUUGGAUCAAGCUCAACGGCUUACCCCUCCACUACUGGAAGAAAGAACUACUCUGCACCAUCGGGAAAAAACUGGGUGA